UCCAUCACUUUUCAUCAAUUCAAAAAAAGUUGGACUGUGCAUGUCUCAGAAAAAUGGCGAUUGAUAAAUUUUUGUUCAUUAUUUGAAAGCACAGUCCUAGGAUAUACAAUAAAAUCGUUUAUUAUCUGGUUGUAAAGCUGUGAACAAAACCAGGGAAUGGCUGACGCUGUGGUGGAGCGGAGACCUCCCGCUCGCUUCUUUUGCCACAGGUGUAACAUAGAAUUUGAGGAUGUUUUGCAGGAUUACAGAUGUCCAUAUUGUGCGAGUGGGUUCAUUGAACAGCUUGAGAGUGAGGCGGAUGGCUCUGCACUCUCCGGAGAUGACUUCAGUGAUGCAGACAUGAGCAAUUUAGAUGAUUCAGAUGAUACACACCAAAGCGCCAGCCAUCCGAUGCUGAGUGAUUUGGCGUUUCUUAUGUCAGGAGGGCGACAUCGCGGCGGCGGGCGGCCGGAGACGCUGCUGGAGCAGCUGGUGUACUCCAUCAGCGGCAGCGGGCCGCUGGGCGGCGCCGCCGUCACCGCCGGCGCGCCCUUCGUGCUCGUGGGCGCGCCCGGCGACUACGUCUUCGGCGGCGAGGGUUUAGACGCGGUGGUGACACAGUUACUAGGACAGCUCGAGAACGCGGGGCCUCCGCCGCUGCCCCGGGAACAAAUCGCCGCCAUACCCAGCGAGGCCGUCACAGAAGAACAGGCCGCGGCCAACACAUCAUGCUCAGUGUGUUGGGAGAACUUCCAGUUGGGCGAGAUGGUGUCUAAACUGCAGUGCGAGCACAUAUUCCACUCGACGUGCAUAGAGCCGUGGCUGCAGCUGCACGCCACGUGCCCCAUCUGCCGGCGCUCGCUGCUCACGGAGGAGCCUCAAGUCGACCUCCCCGCCGACCAGGAGCCCCCCGCGCCGCCGCCCCGCCCCAGCUCCACGAUGGGCAGCAUGCCGACGGUGCGGCUGCGGCGGCUGGCGCGGCGCCGGGCGCCGGGCGCGGCGUGGGACGCGGCCGCGGACUCGUCGUCGUCGUCGGACGCGUCCGUGACGGCCGGCGGGCUGUGGGCCGGCCCGCAGGGCGGCUCCACCUCCACGUCCUCGCUCAACUCCGCCGCCACCGACACGUCGCGCGACAACAUGUACAACAUGGACAUCGACUUCGACUAGGGGCCCGCCGCGGCCGCC
This is a messenger RNA of Cydia fagiglandana, 1164 nucleotides long. Its product is annotated as E3 ubiquitin-protein ligase RNF115-like. Bases 157 to 1146 code for a protein of 329 amino acids. Gene Ontology annotation, biological process: protein ubiquitination. Lineage: Eukaryota; Metazoa; Arthropoda; Insecta; Lepidoptera; Tortricidae. Gene Ontology annotation, molecular function: ubiquitin protein ligase activity. The record is from RefSeq and is a predicted model, not a curated record. Gene Ontology annotation, cellular component: cytoplasm. The transcript is spliced from 7 exons.